Pimephales promelas (fathead minnow) is the source of this 1332-nucleotide messenger RNA. RefSeq names its product CRELD disulfide isomerase 2 (gene creld2). Lineage: Eukaryota; Metazoa; Chordata; Actinopteri; Cypriniformes; Leuciscidae. The record is from RefSeq and is a predicted model, not a curated record. Gene Ontology annotation, molecular function: calcium ion binding.
GGCAGGAAAACUCUCCAAUUAGAUAAAGACACAAUGUUACCGAAGGGCUGACGCGGAAAUCUGAAUCGAAUGUCUAGCUGGUGUAGCGGCAUGGAAAUAUGUAAAAGUGACAUUCUACACAUUUGUAUUAUUAACGUGUAAUCAUUUCAGGCACUAGAUGUUAAUACAGGACAUCUUAACUAGCAGGAGACAAGCCCAUAAAAAACAGCGUUUUAUUACUGGACAGCAUAUGAGCUAGACCACACACUUGAUGAAGCCAUGUUACUCUCAUAUAGUAUUUUUUACCUGAUGUUUGUUAUUUUGUGUCUAUCUUUUGGAUCUACCUAUACAAAGGACUUUAACGCAUUGUGCUCAACAUGCAGACAGUUAGUCGACAAUUUUGACAAGGGUCUUGAAAAAACAGCGAAUCAAAAUUUUGGUGGUGGAAACACAGCAUGGGAAGAGCGAAAACUCUCCAGAUACGAGUCGAGUGAGAUUAGGCUGAUGGAGAUCCUGGAGGGCGCCUGUGUCAGCAGCAGUUUUGAGUGCAACCUCAUGUUGGAGGAAAACGAAGAACACUUUGAGACAUGGUGGUUCAAGAGGAAAACUAAACACCCAGAUCUGUUUAAAUGGUUUUGUGUAGAGACCAUCAAAGUGUGCUGCCCUAAAGGCUCAUUUGGUCCUGACUGCAACACUUGUGUUGGAGGAGCUGAAAGACCAUGCCAUGGGAACGGCAAAUGUGAUGGAGACGGAACAAGGGCUGGAAAUGGAAAGUGCAGUUGUGAUAAAGGAUAUGAAGGAGAGUUUUGUCUGGACUGCAGUGACGGAUAUUUUAGUGAGCUGAGGAACCAUACAUUCUCCUUAUGCAAAGAAUGCCAUGAGUCUUGUGUUGCCUGCACUGGCGGAACCAAUCAGGAUUGUAAAGAGUGUAGGAAUGGUUGGGAGGAAGGCCAAGGAGGAGCAUGCAUCGACAUCAAUGAGUGCACCAAAGAUUCAUCUCCAUGCGCAGAAAACCAAUUCUGCUUAAACACUGAUGGUUCAUUCUCCUGUAAAGCAUGCAAUACCGGAUGCUCCGGAUGCAAAGGACCUGGUGCCGAUAGCUGCCUCACCUGUGCGGAUGGCUAUAAGGAUGAUGAAGGCACCUGCAUGGAAGAGAACAAGGAUGUGCCUGAAUUGAAAUCUGAAGGUGUCCAAACUGGUGACUCACCUGAAAAACAUGAGGACCUCUGAUGUCGCAUGGCUUGGAUGCAGAAAAGACCACCAGGACACAAAAAGAGCCAAGUGACCAAUAGUAUCUGCACUAGUUGAUGUGCUGUUCGCUCUUCAUCUGCAAUAAUCAAGACUGAAAGGCAC